Schistosoma margrebowiei is the source of this 217-nucleotide messenger RNA. NCBI's taxonomy places the organism in Eukaryota, Metazoa, Platyhelminthes, Trematoda, Strigeidida, Schistosomatidae. The record is from the annotation of a GenBank genome assembly.
GGUCGGUCAACUUCGGAAUAUUGUAUAUCAUUUUAUCACAUAUAAUAAAGCACCUCAAAUCCAGCGAUGUGGAGCCAGAUGUAAAGAAACCUUCAAACGAACCACGGUCACAGAAUGAAGCAAAAAUAUCAACUUCUGAAUUUGCCUCAAGUAUAUUCUAUAAUAUCCAAUAACCCAUGCCCGACCCUCCUUUUUUAUCCGGGCUUGAAGACGGCAG